CAGUGAGGGUUAUUAGUGAAUGGUCUCUAGCCUCCACCAUUGUUAGAGGACGGUCUCUAGCCUCCACCAUUGUUAGAGGACGGUCUCUAGCCUCAACCGUUGUUAGAGGACGGUCUCUAGCCUCCACUGUUGUUAGUGGAUGGUCUCUAGCCUCCACUGUUGUUAGCGGAUAGUCUCUAGCCUUCACCGUUGUUAGUGGGCAGUCUCUAGCCUCCCCUGUUGUUAGAGACGGUCUCUAGUUUCCAUGACUAAGCACUAGCACUGAAUCUGAAUUGAACAUCAGUUCAGAAUCCAGUUGGUUGACUACUCAAUUCUGCCCUCAGCUCUGCAGACAUUAGCUGACGCUUAGGCCCUUGGGACUGUCCUCCCAUGAUGGAGACAUUGGUGUCUUCACUGUCUCCCAUUUAAUGGCCUCUUACACUGGAAGUAAAUAUUGGUUAAAAGUUAAUCCUAAUCUGUCCAAAUCUCUGCAACCUUCUCUUUACUGAGAUUUUCAAGAAUGCAAAGAGGUGGACUGGAUGGCCACCAAUAAUAGGAGCAGAAACAAUGGGGCAGGCAGCAGUUAAUUGAGUAACAGGAAUCUCAGGGAGCCCCCGCCCCAAACCCACAGGUAAGGCCUGUGAGACUCACCGCAGCAGCACAUAGAACUGGAGCGUCAGGGUGCCGAUCCCAAACAGGAACACCAUCACCUGGCUGCACGGCACAGGGAUACCUUAUGACUUCACGGAACCACACUCAAGGUUCUGCUUGGACUCCUGGGCUAAAGCAAUCCUCCUGCUUCAGCUUGCCUAGCCCUGGGACUAGAGACAGCAGUGGAGUCAGAGGUUUCCAUUUAGAUCACCAACUCCAGCUUCUCCCCAUGGACACAUCCGAGAAAACAGAAGUGGUUCUCCUGGCCUGUGGUUCUUUUAACCCCAUCACCAACAUGCACCUCAGGCUGUUUGAGCUGGGCAAGGACUACAUGAAUGCAACAGGAAAAUACAGGGUUAUCAAAGGCAUAAUUUCUCCUGUUGGCGAUGCGUACAAGAAGAAAGGGCUCAUCCCUGCCCACCACCGAAUCAUCAUGGCAGAACUUGCCACCAAGAACUCGCACUGGCUGGAAGUGGACACAUGGGAAAGUCUCCAGAAGGAGUGGGUGGAGACUGUGAAGGUGCUCAGACACCAUCAGGAGAAGCUGGCAACUGACAGUUGUGAUCACCCACAACGCUCACUCUUGAUGGACAGGCCCGGGCGGAAGAGGAAGUGGGAUGAACAAAAGCAGGACUCCAGCCCAAAGAAACCCCAAGAGCCCAAGUCAACAGGUGUGCCCAGGGUGAAAUUGCUGUGUGGAGCAGAUUUACUGGAGUCCUUCAAUGUGCCCAACCUGUGGAAGACUGAGGACAUCACCCAAAUCGUGGCCAACUACGGGCUCAUAUGUAUCACUCGAGCUGGCAGUGAUGCUCAGAAAUUUAUCUACGAGUCUGACGUGCUAUGGAGGCAUCAGAGCAACAUCCACCUGGUGGAUGAAUGGAUCACCAAUGACAUCUCCUCCACCAAGAUCCGGAGAGCUCUCAGAAGGGGCCAGAGCAUCCGCUACUUGGUCCCCGACCUUGUCCAAGAGUACAUUGAAAAGCAUGAUCUGUACAACUCCGAGAGUGAAGACAGGAAUGUUGGAGUCAUUCUGGCGCCUCUACAGAGGAACAUCUCUGAGGCCAAGCACAGCAAUCCCACAGCGUGAUGCAUAUGCAUCAGAUGCUCUAUGGAGAUUCAAAACAACCGGUGUUAAUCACUCAGGGAAGGAGUUGUCAUCCUGUUUCAUAAACUGAAGUUUAAAGGUUUGAUUAAAAACCAACAGGAAAUUAAGAUCACUUGCUAAAUGAAUGUUUUAAAUAAGGCAUUUUUAAAAAAUCAGAAUAAUUCCUUUUUAAAAUAACAGCUCAUUCACUACAAUGAAAUUUCAGUGAUGCAUACUCUAAGUUUUUCAAGAACAGACACCAUGACUACCCCACAAGAGAGGUGUGAAAGCAAAUCCACCCAAAAGCUUCUCUUUAGGGGCUGGAGAGACGGCUCUUCCAGGGGACCCGGGUUCAGUUCCCAGCACCCACAUAGCAGCUCUCAACUGUCUGUGACUCCAGUUUCAGGGUGCUUGAUGCACUCUCUGGCCUCUGGGCUCCAGGCACACACAUGCUGCACAGACAUACAUGCCGGAAAACACCCACACACAGAAAGAAGGAAGGAAAGUCUCACUUCAGCCAGAUCAGUGAUGUGCGCCUGUAACCCAAGCUGCUCCAGGAGCUGAGGUAGCAGAAUCACUUUGAACCCAGUUAGAGAUGACACUAGACACCAUAGACUCUUCCUAAGAAACAAAUAAAACAAAAUCCUAACUUAAGUUAUGCAGAGAACUGAUGACACCAUUUGUGCUUGGUGCCAGCUACCUUUAUCCAGGAUAGACCGAGGAAGGAAUUGUUUAAGUCAUGACCUUGGCUGGGGAUGUAGCUCAGUUGGUGGGGCACUGGUCCAGCAGGCCUGAGGCCCUACGUUAAAUUACCAGGACCACAUAACGGGGCACGGCGGUGCCCACCUGCGGUCCAGGUACUUGGAGGAUGGAAGCAGAAGGAUCAAAAUUUCAACAUCAUCCCUGACAAACAGCAAGUUUGAGACCAUCAAGGGAUACUGGAGACCCUGUCUCUAAAUAAACAAACAAGUGGCCCUGUAAAACACACUGGUGACCAGUGGUCCCCCAGCUUUGCAAAAUGAAGGCUGUGAGUCACCUGCAAGAAGUCAGAAUGCACCUCAGUUCUCCACAUCAGAACGGCUCAUUAAAGGGAUGGUGAGACGGUGCAGUGGACCUACUGCCAAGUCUUACAACCUGAGUUCAAGCCCCGGGACCCACAAAGUAGCAAGAGAGAACCCAUUCCCAAAAGGUAGCUGACCUCCACAUGAGAUAAAUAAAAAGAAAAGCUGGCUAAGCUU
Cricetulus griseus (Chinese hamster) is the source of this 2952-nucleotide messenger RNA. NCBI's taxonomy places the organism in Eukaryota, Metazoa, Chordata, Mammalia, Rodentia, Cricetidae. The record is from RefSeq and is a predicted model, not a curated record.